AUGUCUGGUUACCUUGAAGUGAAAUAUCCGUUUAGAUCGAACCUUGGUUUGAAUCCUUUCAAGUCUUGGAAGAGACAAUGGUGUAUAUUGCGGCCGAGUCCCACGACUGUGGGAGGUUCUCUGGCCGUGUAUUGCAGCGAGGCUGGGGCUGCGGCGGGCACUGUUGAGUUGCGUUCAGGUUGCACUGUAAAACGUGCCAAGUCCCGUACAAGGCCCCACGCUUUCGCUGUGUUUUCCGUCGGAGAACCCUGCAAGCCUCGCAUCCUGUUGGCGGCACAGACUCUGCAGGAAGCCCAACAGUGGAUGGACAAAAUUCGUGACUUAUUGAACGGCGAGAAAUUAUUAGGCACGGAAACAUUAUUAAAAGAUUCCUAUAUGGUGACAAUCAUACCCACCACUUUCUCUGAUAAGUGCGGUAUAACAAACGAAUGUCAAGUGACAUUGUCUCCCAACGGCCUCAAGUUUAGCUGUCCGCCGACCGACACAGUUAUACACUGGCAGAACAUUACAGAGGUUCUGCAUACAAGAGAAACCGGGGACAAGAAUAGAAUAUGUAUCCUUAAUGUUCAUAGUGAGUCUGACGGCGGUGGGUGUGUGCGCAUGCGCGGCGCCGCGGCCGGCGAAUUGGCGGGAGCGGUCCGUGGGGCGUUGAGGGAUCGCGCGCGAACGAGGCUCAGUCGCAGCCAGCCAGAACUGACCUCUGCGUGUCUUAACACAGCUGAAAUCCGCCGCAGCAGUUGGUACAGCGGGCCUUCGGAAAUAUCACUAGACGACACAGACCUCAUAAUGUCCAAGGAGGCUCAACACAUUCCGUCAAGCCAACUGUCUCGUUGUAGUGGCGCUGGCGACCUCGCCUCCCGCGCACGAAGACUCCUUAGGACCUCGCCCGAUGACAGUGUGAGUUCCCGUUCCCUGGCGUCCUUAACUUCCUUAGUGUCGUGUUCUUCGGGCGUUUAUGAAGAGAUAGCUGAGGAGGAACACACUUACGAGGCGGUGGGGCUGUACGGAACCGCGCGACGACCGAAGAGACACCCGCCCCCCCUGCCGCCGAGACAACCCUACUGUACUUUAAACCGCGGCCAGUCGUGGCGCGAGGCGGAGAAGGUGACCAGACAUUCCUCACUCGGCUCACUCACACACAAACAGAGACAACACAAGACAUUUAAUGUCUUUAGAAAAAGACUGAAGAGCGACUCCCGUAUAGCGACGUCACCGAAAUCAGAGACCAAAGACAAGGACGUGGACACGAAGAAGAAGAAGUUCGACUUCACGCCCACACGAGACAUAUUCAAGAGCUUCAAGGUGAGCCGCAAGAUGAAGAACUUGAAGAUAACGUCCGGCCUCGCCAAGGGAGAGACCAAGAGCUGCGAAUUCUUGGACGAGGCGACCCACGUGAAAGAUAAUAGGUGUUCCAAGUCCGUGGAGUGUUUGGAAGACACGUACGAGUUCCUCGACGACUACCGCCCCAACCUGGCGCUGCCUGGAACAGAGGACGCGCUCGCUCUACCGCAGGAGAUCCUCGAACUCAUACUACGGGGCCCAGACCUCACAGUCAGGUUGAAAGACACUCAGUGUGAGAGCGACUACGUGCCCAUGUCGCCCAUAGUGCCCAUACUGCCCAUCGUCCCACCGCCCAUGGAACAUCACUACAUGGUGAUGUCGCCCCGCACUAAUAUAGCUUGA
Messenger RNA from Danaus chrysippus (African queen), 1683 nucleotides. The record is from the annotation of a GenBank genome assembly. Lineage: Eukaryota; Metazoa; Arthropoda; Insecta; Lepidoptera; Nymphalidae.